AUGAUUAGUACGAGAUAUAAUGAUAAAAAGGUCAAGCAGCAAACAUUUGAUUUUUUGCGCGAUAUAUAUAAUGAUCUUGCUUUUAAUUACAAUGCUAGGCAAUACUUUGAGAAAGAAUAUGUCCAAAAAGGUGAGAUCGUUUUCCCAAAAAGACAAAAUGGAUUUUUGAUUGCAACGGAUUAUGCACCAACUAGUAAAAUCCCUUUUAAAGGCUUUGUUCGUAAGACAAAAGAAGCAAUUUCUAUUAAUGAUGAUCCAGAUUUCAACAUACCUUAUUUUCGUCCACCUUCACGUCCUUUACAAACUAGUGAUCCUGGAUAUGACAUUAAACGAAGAUAUAUAGAGACGAAAUUAGCUAAAUACAAGGAACCUAAGGAUCCAAAGACUGGUAAAAUAAAGGAAUCACAUGUCAAGAUAAAUAAGCUUUACAAAGUAGUUGAAGAAUUGGAGAAACGAUCUAGAGAGAUUAACGCUGAGAGGAAAAAGGAAGUACCAAAUAUGAACAAACUAGAUAAGAUGAUUAAGGAAUAUAGAGGAUUGGCGAAUACAUCGAGUUUUCUAAUAAAGGAAGUAGAAAACACGACAAAGCUGCAGAAAAUGAUUCAUGAUGAAUUACUGUUAGGUGAAUUUUCUAUAAAACAAAGACAGAGUAACUUAAUGGGUGAGGCUUAUUAUUUGGAGAAUUGGUAUAAUGAGAGGUUAAAACAAAUGUCGACUCCAACACCAACUCCUACACCUACUCCUACAGUAGCUCCAACACCAACUCCUACACCUACUCCUACAGUAGCUCCAACACCAACUCCCACUCCUGAACCAACAGUUGCUCCAACACCAACUCCUACAGUUGCUCCUACUCCUGAACCAACAGUAGCUCCAACACCAACUCCUACAGUAGCUCCAACGCCAACUCUGACACCAACUGCUCACGCAGGUCCUCCACCAAUGUCGAGUAGUCAUGGUAUAACAUUAAAUAAACCAACACCUACACCAAAAAUAACUCCUGUAUCACAUCCUAGUACAACUAACCCAGUAUCUGAUUCAAAUCAAGCGGAAAGAUCACAGGUUCUUAAAAGAGCUAAUACACCAACUGCUUCGCCUAUUAGAACACCAGAGCCAACUCCAAGAAUCACAAAGGCACCAACACCUUUACCGACUGUUGAACCAACUCCAGAACCUACA
Trichomonas vaginalis G3 is the source of this 1179-nucleotide messenger RNA. RefSeq names its product microtubule-associated protein family. The annotation marks the transcript as partial. The transcript has a single exon. The record is from RefSeq and is a predicted model, not a curated record. NCBI's taxonomy places the organism in Eukaryota, Parabasalia, Trichomonadida, Trichomonadidae.